GGAAGGACAUGGAGCCAGUACAGGAUGCAGUGAGGAAUAAAUGGCCCGGUUAUAGGCAGGGGAGAGACAAGAUCAGGUUUGUGUUUUAAAGAGCUCUUUGCCAGCAGUGCAAAGAAUGAACUGGAAUGGAUAGGGCAAAGUAGGCAAUCCUAGAGGAUCAGGAGGUUCCUGCAGACGUUGAGGUGAGUCCUGGCAUUGAGUUGGUGCCUAAGAAUUAGAGUGACUGAUUGGCCACGUGAGCAACUGAUCAGGUGACUGUGAGGGACCGAGUAAGGAAACUUAGAACCAUCUCAUUGACCAAAAGCUGACAACUUUUCAGAUGCAGGUCUAUUAGGUCAACCGAAGUGCAGCCGGAGGAGACACGAGGCGUGAGUGCCCUCGGCUGGCAGCCAGUCUCCGGCUAGGUCGCGGAGGCAUAGGGCUGGGGGAGAAACUUUUAGGGAUUAGAGGGGUCUGGGCCGCCUUGGCACGCAACGGCUUCUGAGCUGGGGUCUGUGAGUUGCGCGGAAAGGAGUUUCCUAACCUCAUCCAAUCAGAACGGCAGAGCCCUCCCUCCGUCGCCUUGGCAACGGGACGCUAAGGCUGUAGCCAAAGUGGCGGUGUGGAUCGCGCCCUGGGGAAUCCUAUCAUGUCACGACCGAAGAAUCAAAAUUACAAGGGCCAUGGAUUGCCAAAAGGAAAAGAACGAGAGCAGAGAGCCUCAAUCCGGUUCAAGACCACUCUUAUGAAUACUCUCAUGGACGUCCUUCGCCACAGGCCAGGAUGGGUGGAAGUAAAGGACGAAGGGGAAUGGGAUUUCUACUGGUGUGAUGUCAGCUGGCUUCGGGAGAACUUUGACCAUACCUACAUGGGCGAGCACGUGCGGAUCAGUCACUUCCGGAACCACUACGAGCUCACCCGCAAGAACUACAUGGUGAAGAACCUGAAGCGGUUCCGGAAACAACUGGAGCGUGAGGCAGGAAAGCUGGAGGCAGCCAAGUGCGACUUCUUCCCCAAAACGUUUGAGAUGCCCUGCGAGUAUCACCUGUUUGUGGAGGAGUUUCGCAAAAACCCAGGCAUCACCUGGAUCAUGAAGCCUGUAGCCCGGUCACAGGGGAAGGGCAUCUUCCUCUUCCGGAGGCUGAAGGACAUCAUGGACUGGAAGAAGGGCACCGCUGGGAAGAAGCUCACCAGCCUGGAGGCCCAGCCGGCCCGAAACACUGUCAACCCCUCUGGAAGCCAUGACACAAGAAGUUCUGAUGACCAGAAAGAUGAAAUUCCCGUGGAGAACUAUGUAGCUCAGCGUUACAUCGAAAAUCCCUACUUGAUAGGAGGCCGCAAGUUUGACCUGCGUGUCUACGUGCUGGUGAUGUCGUACAUCCCGCUGCGGGCCUGGCUGUACCGGGAUGGCUUCGCUCGAUUCUCCAACACCCGCUUCACGCUGAACAGCAUUGAUGACCAGUACGUUCACCUCACCAAUGUCGCCGUGCAAAAGACGUCUCCCGACUACCACCCAAAGAAGGGCUGCAAGUGGAUGCUGCAGCGCUUCCGGCAGUACCUGGCGUCCAAGCACGGGCCCGAGGCAGUAGAGAUGCUUUUCAGCGACAUGGACAACAUCUUCAUCAGAAGCCUGCAGAGCGUGCAGAAGGUGAUCAUCAGCGACAAGCACUGCUUUGAGCUGUACGGCUAUGACAUCCUCAUAGACCAGGACCUCAAGCCGUGGCUCCUGGAGGUCAAUGCAUCCCCAUCACUGACAGCCAGCAGCCAGGAGGACUAUGAGCUCAAGACCUGCCUCCUGGAAGACACCCUGCACAUUGUGGACAUGGAGGCCAGGCUCACAGGAAGGGAGAAGCGAGUAGGAGGCUUUGACCUCAUGUGGAACGAUGGCCCUGUCAGCAGAGAAGAGGGCGGUCCUGACCUAUCGGGGAUGGGGAACUUUGUGACCAACACACAUCUCGGCUGCGUCAAUGAUCGGAAGGAACAGCUGAGGCAGCUGUUCUGCUCCCUUCAAGGCCAGAAGAAAACGCCCAACUAAUCCCCAGCAUGGAGAACCACUGGUACCACAACGGUCCUCUCUCUGCUCCCUGUUUUUCAGCGCAGCAGCACUCAGCACUCAGUCACCCUCCCUCCCUCUUUCCGGCCUGGCAGCUGCUUUGGCCCAGCACCCCA
Molecule: messenger RNA, 2148 nt
Organism: Bubalus bubalis (water buffalo)
Lineage: Eukaryota; Metazoa; Chordata; Mammalia; Artiodactyla; Bovidae
Gene: TTLL9
Product: tubulin tyrosine ligase like 9
Exons: 15
Coding region: 629-2014 (461 amino acids)
Biological process (GO): protein polyglutamylation; microtubule cytoskeleton organization
Cellular component (GO): cilium
Molecular function (GO): tubulin-glutamic acid ligase activity; tubulin binding; ATP binding
Source: RefSeq, a predicted model, not a curated record